AUGGCAGCCUCUACUGAUCCCCGUAUGAAUGUGACCUUCAGUGGUGUUUUUCGACUCGAUGGAGACAUACCGGGUCGUGUAUCGGGCGAUGGUUCUCAGCAAUGGUUCCAAAGUCCCGUAUAUUUACCGAUGAACGGUCGUUGGAAUCGUGAAGUCUUUGUACUAUUUGAGCAAGCGUCGGCCCCACUCGUCCCACCUCGUCCCAUGUGGCUUACUGCUGAGAUCCUUCCCAGAAGUCAAGUGCGCGAUACACUUGUUAGGGUUCAGGCCGGGUUUGCCAUUGAACUUGAACACUACAUCGCACAAUUACCAGCGCCUCGCCCAGUCUUAACGGUCCACAGCAGAGGACACGUAGUGCGAUUCACCCGGCAGAACUUCGACCGCUGGAUUGUCGUGGCCCUGCAUAACGCUUCAGAUGAAGGUUCAGCGGCGGUCAUCCACUUCAAUGUGAUAGACGAAGCGUCAGAUGCGCUUAUAGCUCAGAUUGGGGCUCAUGUGUUCCGGGUAGGCAACGUCGUGAGUUUCCAAGGUGUCGUUGGACAGUACCUUCGCCGUAGUGGUAAAUGGGUUGUACAGUCGCCGAAAUUCGCAAUGAUGCACUCUCAGGGUCGCACCCUUGGCUACGGCGAAGCGAGUCCAGCCCUCUCAAUGGUGCAACAUUCUUGA
Molecule: messenger RNA, 666 nt
Organism: Melampsora larici-populina 98AG31
Lineage: Eukaryota; Fungi; Basidiomycota; Pucciniomycetes; Pucciniales; Melampsoraceae
Exons: 4
Coding region: 1-666 (221 amino acids)
Source: RefSeq, a predicted model, not a curated record